AUGGCCUCCAACUCAACAACAAACGAAGAGCUCAUCGCCAAGGUCACCGAGUAUGUCGAGGCCUACAUGGCAAAGUACGAUGCUUCCCACGACUUCAACCAUAUCAAGCGCGUCCUCUCACUGGCCCACCGCAUCUACGACCAAUCCCCUACCUCCCCAGCACUAGACAAGCAGACCAUCACACUCGCGGCCCUCCUCCAUGACGUCGGCGACCGCAAGUACCUGAAGCCUGGCGAAGACGCAUCGACACUAGUUUCCACAGUCCUUCAGUCUCUCGGCGCUGACGAACACCUUGCCGCCCGUGUACAGACCAUUUGUCUGGGGGUCAGUUACUCCAGUGAGGUCAAGGAUCCGGCCCGCGUUCGCAGCCUGAUCGCCGACUACCCGGAGCUCGCAGUCGUGCAAGACGCCGACCGUUUGGAUGCCAUCGGCGCCGUGGGCGUCGGCCGAUGCUUUACGUUCGGCGGUGCCAAGGGCGCUCGGAGCAUGGACGACAGCAUCCUGCACUUUGAGGAGAAGCUGGUGAAGCUGGAGGGCAUGAUGAAGACGGAGAUUGGAAAGGAAAUGGCGAGAGAGCGUACGAAGCGAAUCUUGACCUUCAUGGAGUGGUGGCAGGAUGAGGCCGGGCCAAUCAGCGCAUGA
Colletotrichum siamense is the source of this 642-nucleotide messenger RNA. RefSeq lists its product as uncharacterized. The transcript has a single exon. Lineage: Eukaryota; Fungi; Ascomycota; Sordariomycetes; Glomerellales; Glomerellaceae. The record is from RefSeq and is a predicted model, not a curated record. Bases 1 to 642 code for a protein of 213 amino acids.